CGCACCUCAGGACAGCAGGUGAUGUAGUUGCUGAACUUCCAACAUCAAAACAACAUGGGGAUGCAUAUUUUGUGUUGCCUGUGGUCCGUAUUUGCUUUGGUGAAAAUGUCUUCGGGUGCUGAAUGGUGCUACCAGUCUCAAGUGUCAUGUGUCAACCCAUGCCAAGGUCCAUUGGAAUGGCCAGAAGUAGCAAUGACUUGUGGAGGAAGAGCCCAGUCUCCAAUCAACAUAGUCACCAAGAAAACACUUAAAGAUGAUCGCCUUCAGCCUCUCCGAUAUAAUGGCUACCAGUUUGCAUUUCACAGUGACAUCAUCAACAAUGGCCAUUCUGUCCAAGUGAACCUGCCAGAUAGUGCAAAGAUUGAUGGUGGCAAUUUGGAGUCAACCUACAAGGCAAUUCAGCUUCAUUUUCACUGGGGACUCAAUGGAGGACCCGGGUCUGAACACACCAUUGAUGGAGAGCAGUAUCCUAUGGAGAUGCAUAUUGUUCAUAUCAAACAACAAUAUCAUUCAUUAAGCGAAGCCCUGAAGGACAAAUCUGGAGUUGCAGUACUUGGAUUCUUUUACCAGGAAUCAGGAAGUUCAAACAAAAAAUAUGAAUCCGUUGUAAACGCUCUAAAAAGAAUCACGAGGCCAGGCACUAACACCACCCUGCACGAUUUGUCUCUGGACAUGCUGAUCCCGUCUCACAGUAACCUAAGCACCUACUUUCGCUAUCAGGGCUCCCUGACUACUCCCAACUGUGAUGAGUCUGUGGUUUGGACUGUGUUUGAAAACACCAUUCCCCUCAGUAAUGAACAGCUGUCUGCAUUUUCCCAGCUGAGUUUUGCAGAUGGACAAAACAUGACUGGCACUUACCGUCCAGUGCAGCCCCUUAAUGGCCGGGAGGUGUAUCACUCCGGUAGUGUGGCAGUGUGGGUCAACACUGUAGUCCUUCUCAGCUCGGUUCUUGCAACUGUUGGUUUAUCUUUCCCAGAGUGAAGUUUUUUUUAUUGUAUAUUCUGUGUAUCAAGGACAUGUCUCAGAUGAAUCAUAAUAUUAAUGCUACUACAUUGAUUAUAUUAAAACAGAGCUAUUUAUUUGCAGUUAAUGGUAGGCUACUUGCACAUUAGGCUACUACAUGGCAUGUAGACUAUGAUUAGGCCUGCCUGUAUUCAUAAUAUAUUAUAUGUAUUUCUAAUAUAUUAAAUGAGAUUGUAGUCUAAUUGAUUUUUUUUUUUUUUUACAAUAGCUCAGUAUUGUUUUAUUAUCAUGUCUCCUGCUUGUUUAAAAUAAAUACCUUAAAACCCA
Molecule: messenger RNA, 1290 nt
Organism: Clupea harengus (Atlantic herring)
Lineage: Eukaryota; Metazoa; Chordata; Actinopteri; Clupeiformes; Clupeidae
Gene: ca4b
Product: carbonic anhydrase 4b
Cellular component (GO): plasma membrane
Molecular function (GO): zinc ion binding; carbonate dehydratase activity
Source: RefSeq, a predicted model, not a curated record